UCCCUUUAAAACAAACCUAAUGGAGAGAGAAGGAAGAGCCUAAACAAAGAGGGGAGAGAGAGAGAGAGGAAGAGAGAAAUUGUUUCCUUUUUAAAAAAAUUGGAUUUUGGUGUGGUAAAGAUGACUAAUAUUUCAUUGGAAGAUGUAAGAAACGAGAAUAUUGACCUGGAGAGGAUUCCAAUUGAAGAGGUAUUUGAGCAACUGAAAUGCAAUAGAAAUGGUUUGUCAUCUGAUGAAGGAGAAAAAAGACUUCAAAUCUUUGGCCCUAACAAACUUGAAGAGAAAAAAGAGAGCAAAUUCCUCAAGUUUUUAGGGUUCAUGUGGAAUCCCCUUUCAUGGGUCAUGGAGUGUGCUGCUAUCAUGGCUAUUGUCUUGGCCAAUGGAGGGGGAAAGCCUCCGGACUGGCAAGAUUUUGUUGGAAUUGUGGUGUUACUCAUUAUCAACUCCACCAUUAGUUUUAUUGAAGAGAACAAUGCAGGAAAUGCAGCUGCUGCUCUAAUGGCAGGACUUGCUCCCAAAACCAAGGUUUUGAGAGAUGAAAAAUGGAGUGAGGAAGAGGCAGCUAUUUUAGUACCAGGUGAUUUAAUCAGUAUUAAGUUGGGAGAUAUUGUCCCUGCUGAUGCAAGACUCUUGGAAGGAGAUCCUCUUAAGAUCGAUCAAUCUGCUCUCACUGGCGAAUCCUUGCCGGUUACUAAGAACCCGGGUGAUGAGGUUUUCUCGGGCUCGACUUGUAAACAAGGAGAAAUUGAGGCUAUUGUUAUUGCCACUGGUGUCCAUACCUUUUUUGGCAAGGCAGCUCAUCUUGUUGAUAGCACCAACCAAGUUGGUCAUUUCCAAAAGGUGUUGACAGCCAUUGGUAACUUCUGCAUUUGCUCCAUUGCUAUUGGGAUGCUCAUUGAGAUCUUAGUGAUGUACCCAAUCCAAAAUAGAGCAUACAGAGAGGGAAUUGAUAACUUGCUGGUUCUUCUCAUUGGUGGCAUUCCAAUCGCCAUGCCGACGGUAUUGUCAGUGACCAUGGCUAUUGGUUCUCACCGUCUAGCGGAGCAAGGUGCUAUUACCAAAAGAAUGACAGCCAUUGAAGAAAUGGCAGGAAUGGAUGUACUUUGCAGUGACAAAACUGGAACUCUCACCCUCAACAAGCUGACGGUGGACAAAACUCUGGUUGAAGUAUUUUCAAAGAAUACUGAUGCAGACACAUUACUUCUAUUGGCCGCAAGAGCUUCAAGAGUGGAGAACCAGGAUGCAAUUGAUGCUUCGAUCGUCGGGAUGUUGGGUGAUCCUAAAGAGGCAAGAUCAGGGAUCACUGAGGUACAUUUCUUGCCUUUCAAUCCUGUUGAGAAGCGCACUGCUAUCACCUACAUUGAUAGUAAUGGAAACUGGCAUAGAAGCAGCAAGGGUGCUCCCGAACAGAUCAUCGACCUUUGUGACCUCAAAGGGGAAAGAAGGAAGAAAGCUCAUAAUAUUAUCAGCAAUUAUGCUGACCGUGGUCUUCGUUCUCUAGCUGUCGCACGCCAGACUGUUCUAGAGAAGACUAAGGAGAGUACUGGAGAACCAUGGGACUUUGUGGGCUUGUUGCCCCUCUUUGAUCCUCCAAGGCAUGAUAGUGCAGAGACUAUUCGUCGGGCACUCGAACUCGGGGUAAAUGUUAAGAUGAUCACUGGAGAUCAAUUGGCCAUUGGAAAAGAAACCGGUCGCAGGCUCGGUAUGGGCACCAAUAUGUAUCCAUCAUCUUCCUUACUUGGUCAAAGCAAGGAUGAAGCAAUUGCUAGCAUUCCUGUUGAAGAACUUAUUGAGAAGGCGGAUGGUUUCGCUGGUGUCUUCCCAGAACAUAAGUAUGAGAUUGUGAAAAAGCUCCAAGAGAGGAAGCACAUUUGUGGGAUGACUGGUGAUGGCGUCAACGAUGCCCCUGCACUCAAGAAAGCUGAUAUUGGAAUUGCUGUAGCUGAUGCAACAGAUGCAGCAAGGGGUGCAUCAGAUAUUGUUUUAACGGAACCAGGUCUAAGCGUGAUCGUGAGUGCAGUUCUAACAAGUAGAGCCAUUUUUCAAAGGAUGAAAAACUACACAAUCUAUGCAGUUUCCAUCACGAUUCGAAUCGUGUUGGGUUUCUUGCUUGUAGCUCUAAUAUGGAAGUUUGAUUUCUCACCCUUCAUGGUCUUGAUUAUUGCCAUCUUGAAUGAUGGAACCAUCAUGACCAUCUCCAAGGAUAGGGUGAAGCCAUCACCUAUGCCUGAUUCAUGGAAGCUAAACGAAAUUUUUGCCACCGGUGUUGUUCUCGGAACAUACAUGGCUGUCAUGACUGUGGUCUUCUUUUGGCUAGCAUAUCAGACUGAUUUUUUUCCAAAAACAUUUGGGGUGAAGCACAUCAGUGAAAAUCUAGCUGAGCUUAACUCUGCUCUUUACCUCCAAGUCAGCAUCAUUAGCCAAGCCCUCAUCUUCGUGACGCGAUCGAGGAGUUGGUCCUUUGUAGAACGCCCCGGUCUUUUGCUAGUUGGAGCCUUCCUAAUAGCUCAGCUUUUGGCAACUAUCAUCGCUGUGUAUGCCGAAUGGGACUUUGCUAGGAUUCAUGGCGUUGGUUGGGGAUGGGCAGGAGUGAUCUGGAUUUACAGCAUCAUCACAUACUUCCCUCUUGAUAUACUCAAGUUCAUUAUCCGCUACGCAUUGAGUGGGAAGGCCUGGGAUAAUAUGCUUCAAAACAAGACUGCAUUCACAACUAAGAAGGAUUAUGGAAAAGGAGAAAGGGAGGCACAAUGGGCAUUAGCACAACGUACACUACACGGCUUACAGAAACCGGAAGCGCUAUUUAGCGACACAAGUAGCUACCGAGAGCUUUCCGAGAUAGCAGAACAAGCAAAGAGAAGAGCUGAAGUUGCCAGGAUGAGUCAGAAUGUAUGAUUAAGAAAAACAGAGAUUUUGGAGGCUCAGAGAAGUUUAGUUUGAAUAGACUAUCUAUCUCAGGAGACUAUCAAGAAAGAUGGAUAUAAUUGAUUCUUUUGGAACACCAUUCCUUUUUUCUUUUUUCCUCUCUCCCUCUCUCUCUCUCUCUCUCCUAUAGAUCAUAAAGAUGGAUGCAAAAGAAAAAGAUUUGUUGCAUCCUUUCUUUUUUCUUUUCUGUUUUUUUGUUUAAACAAAGUUGCAACAAAUAUUAAAAAAAAAAAAACAGAAAAGAAAAGAAAAGAAAGGCAAAAAUAACAGAAUAAGGAAUAUAUGUAAUUCUAGGAAUGUUUAGGGAGUUCAAACAUUCAUUUAUGUAAUAGUGGAUUGUUUGUGAAGUGAUUAAAAUUUCAAUGAAUUUUGAAAGAGAUUUCAGUACUA
Cucumis sativus (cucumber) is the source of this 3312-nucleotide messenger RNA. Its product is annotated as ATPase 8, plasma membrane-type-like. The transcript has 14 exons. Lineage: Eukaryota; Viridiplantae; Streptophyta; Magnoliopsida; Cucurbitales; Cucurbitaceae. Gene Ontology annotation, cellular component: plasma membrane. Gene Ontology annotation, molecular function: P-type proton-exporting transporter activity; ATP binding; ATP hydrolysis activity. The record is from RefSeq and is a predicted model, not a curated record. Gene Ontology annotation, biological process: proton export across plasma membrane; regulation of intracellular pH. Bases 121 to 2892 code for a protein of 923 amino acids.